AUGGCGAUUUUCGACGUCAGAGAGCAGAACAAAGUCCAGGAUUCAGUUUCGAUGGUUGAGGACCAAGACCAAAUGGAGAAUCACGAUGAACCGCUUAGUAAAUUCAAGGUCGAAACGAAUAACCGGUUUUGGAGUGUCGGCUCUAAACUAGUGGUCUGUCGAAAGUUCAUCAACGAUAAGUUGGCAAAGUCUGAAAACGUCAACAGGAUCGCUUUCUAUAACAAACUCAAGUGCUUAGCUAAUAAUGAAAAAGUGACUAGUUCAUGUGAACUCAACAGACAAUUAAGUCAAGAGGAGGUAUUAUGGCAAAGCGAACUUAAAGACUUAAUAUGGUUAGAAUUGCGUGCCAGGCUAACUGAUCGGACUAUAAUGAGUCAAGACAAGUAUCUGUGCGAAGAGAGAAAAAAUAUUUGCUAUCUCCUUGAUGAAAUUAUAAACUUCAGUUUUAGAUUUGAUCAAUUACAUUCAAAAACAUCACCAACUUGCGAAGAAUCGAAUAAUUGUUCAGAUGAAGAUAUUGGUCAAUGUUCAUGUCGCAGUGGAUGUCUUGGACUAUUUUGUGCUCGAUGUAUUGAACAACAAAAUCUAGCUCUUUGCCAAGUACAAAAACUUAUGGAACGAUUAGAGUAUGCUGAAUCUUUAUUUCCAUCUAGCCGAGCAUUUGCGGUACAAUAUCCUUUAUUUAAAAGUCCAGAAUUCACUAAUAGAGUUAAGGCAAUGUGUGUGUGGUACAAUAUGACAAAGAGACAGCGAUUGAUGUUGUUAAUUUUAGGCAGACAUUUAAUGAAAGAAGAAGAAGUGGAGUUGGAGCCAUUAAAUCAUUUGAUGGCAACUAGUAGUUGCAGCUCAGGUUCCCCCAGUGUAUCCAAUGAUAGUGGCAAAGGUUCAUUAACACCUUCUCCUAGAACUAGUAUUGAAAAUUUUGAAUUCAAAUUCAAAAGAUCUACUGUGAAUUAUCGUGAACCAAUAUCAUAUAAAGAUCUCGAUUUAUAUAACACCCAGCCUAUAGCUCAUCUUAGACAACAUUUUUUCCCCUACACAAUAGGAAUAAAUUCAUCUUGCUAUGCUUCUCAAACUUAUAGGCAAUUUAUUGCUGGUGUAUUAAAGACUAAAGGUUUAAGAAAAGCAUUAAAAUUUCUUGAUGAAUUAUACAAAAAUGUAUUGCGUAAAGCACAUUUAACUCUUAAAGAAGAAUCAGCAGUGGAAGACGAUUCUAAACAUGAUGUACCUCAUGAUGAAGAAUUAUUGCGUUAUGGUUAUUGGAGUCAAGAAUCAAAGGAAUUGAACUUACCAUCUUAUAGAGCUACAUUUAUUUUUUUAUCUCGUAUUCCAUUGGAUCUAAUACAUGCUUAUCUUCGUAUGAGACUUGAUACUAGACCAGAAAAACCUUCAAUAAUGAGCAUCAGACAAUUGACUUGCGAGCUAAAGGAAGGUUUAAUGUUGGCUGUAGUACACAGGAGACGUUUUGUUCGUCAUAUACAAUCAACAUUAUGGUCUGAUACAGAAAUUGGUAUGAAAAUAUUCAAAGAACGUAUAAGCCAUUUUGACGAGUGUACCAAAAUUGUUUUGGAAGUUUAUUUGGGGUAUAUGGAACAAUGGGUAGUGAUGAUGGGAUAUUGUAAAGCUCAAAAAAAUAUGCUGGAAGAAGAAUGGAAUGAUAUGAAAGUUAUAAUUCCUCAUAUUCCAGAUGGUAUGACAACGGUCACAAAAACUUUUUGCGAAAUUGCCAAACACAUGUUGGAAACAAUAUUAAAACAUUUCAAGGACCAAACUCAUAAUCAAAUAAAAAUGAUAGUACAAAAUGUUGAUCAUUCUCAAACCAAGCAAAACUUAUUAGCCAUAUGCAGAGAAUUACAAAAUUUAUUAAGCUUAUUCAGAGAAAAAUCUUUUCUUGUGAUGUCAUUAGUUAAAAAUUUAUGUAAAGAUAUGAUCGAACAGUAUAAAAAGGAUAAAAUGAAUAAUGUGAAGUUUGAUGGUCCUUUAUCUCCAAUUUUGACUACAAUGAUACCUUUAAAAGAAAAAUUGUUAGAAGUUUGUCGGUGUAUUAUAGAAAUAAUUACAUCAUUAGAGGAAGCAGCUGAUACUUGUAACAGUGAUAUUGACGAUAUAACAUUAGCCCCUCGUAUUCGAGAAGUCUUGCAUCAGAUGUAUAAAUUUGGAUUUGAGUAUCAUAAAGAAGCUAACAAAAUGAUGUGUGGUCCGUAUAAAGACCAAGCCACUCUAUACAAUGUAUCUAUUUCAAAGCGUUGGAUAAAUUUUGUACACAAACGAUGUGAACCCGGUCGAGGUUUAAAGCCCAAAUGGGCAAAUAAUGGAGUAGAUUUUUUACUCAGUGUAUGUGAACCUCAGAACGUUGCUGGACUUAGUGAUGUGGAUUUUAAGAAUUUUAAGAAUUUGAUAGAAAAUUGUGUAGUUUAUAUUAUUGGAAAAUUGGACGAUGGUGGUUCUUUUCCAAACCCCAGUGUAAUACAAAAAAAGCGUCAUUCUUCCGCAAUUGAAGGGAGGAAUAAAAUUUUGAAGACUGAAAAAACUUUUAAAAGUGAUAUUGAGAGAAAUGUACGGGUCAUGGAUGCUAUUAAUAAACUAGAUCAUCAAUUAGAAGAGAAAUUGCGAUCACAAGAGUUAAUUGGUCACAUUCGACACGAUUAUAAUAUCGAACGUAUUGAGUAUGUUCGUCCUCGUCCUGUACAUUUUAGUUGGCAAAGGGGCAUAAAAAUUGGACAAGGCCGUUUUGGUAAGGUAUACACAGCCGUUAAUAAUGAAACUGGAGAACUGAUGGCUAUGAAAGAAAUACAAUUGCAACCUUUUGAUCACAAUGCCAUCAGAAAUGUAGCUGUUGAGUUAAGGAUAUUUGAAGGCAUCGCUCAUGAACAUCUUGUUAGAUAUUAUGGCGUUGAAAUUCAUAGGGAGGAGAUGCUCAUAUUUAUGGAAUUGUGUGCUGAAGGGACAUUGGAAAAUUUAGUCGCAGCCACAGAAAGUGGACUACCAGAAGCUCUCUUACGUAGAUUUACUAAACAGUUGGUUAGUGGAGUGGACAUUUUACAUCAGCACGCCAUCGUUCAUAGAGAUAUUAAAAGUGCAAACAUCUUUUUGACUGAUGAAGGCAACUGUUUGAAACUGGGCGAUUUUGGUUCAGCAGUAAAAAUGAAAGCGCAUACCACAAUUCCGGGAGAACUUAAAGGGUUUGUUGGAACACAAGCGUACAUGGCACCAGAAGUUUUUAUGAAAUCUAACACGGAAGGACAUGGUAGAGCCGCAGAUAUUUGGUCAAUAGGAUGUGUGAUAAUUGAAAUGGCUUCAGGCAAAAGACCGUGGCACGAGUAUGAUUCUAACUACCAAAUCAUGUUCAAAGUGGGCAUGGGAGUCUUGCCAACUGUACCGGACACACUGUGCGAUGAGGGCCAACAGUUUGUCGACAGUUGUCUACAACAUGAUCCAUACUUAAGAGCGACUAUUUCGGAACUACAAGAACAUAACUUUAUCAAAGUUAUGCCCGAGGAGUGUGUUUCCUGUCGAAUAUCUUCAACUGCAAUGCUGGAGGAAUACAUAAAAUUGGGUUUUAAACGAUAG
Macrosiphum euphorbiae (potato aphid) is the source of this 3570-nucleotide messenger RNA. The record is from the annotation of a GenBank genome assembly. NCBI's taxonomy places the organism in Eukaryota, Metazoa, Arthropoda, Insecta, Hemiptera, Aphididae.